AGAAUUAGAAGAAUGGCGACUUCCACGUUUCCAUGUGCAGCGGAUUUUCCCCCUCUUCAGAAUGACUUGAUUCUGCGGGCAGCUCGUGGUGAACAAACAGAACGUGUGCCAGUGUGGUUAAUGAGACAGGCCGGAAGAUACCUGCCAGAGUAUGGUCAAGCAAAAGGCGCGAGGGGAUUUUUUGAGACAUGUCGCAAUCCACAGCUUGUAUGUGAAUUAACCAUUCAGCCAAUCAAAAGGUUUGCUCUUGAUGCAGCCAUCAUCUUUUCGGACAUCCUCGUUAUUCCCAUUGCCCUUGGCUUGAAAACUGCCAAUGAUCCUGGGACGGGACCAGUGUUUGAGAAACCUAUCCAGACACCGGAUGACUUGGCCCGUCUGAAUCCAGACUUUGACAUCCAGCAGACGCUGGGCUAUGUGUACAAAGCCAUCACAUUGACGAGGAAAACACUGGAGGGUCAGGUUCCACUGUUCGGUUUCAGCGGGGCGCCAUGGACCUUGAUGAAGUACAUGAUUGAAAACCUGGGAGCCGGUCCGAAUCCUAACAAGACAAGGAGAUUUCUGGUCGAGUUUCCUGAGGCUGGUGAGAAGUUACUGAAAAUUAUCACGGACGCUGUGAUAAGACAUCUAGUAGAACAAAUCAAAGCUGGUGCACAGAUAGUUCAAGUGUUUGACUCCCUGGCUGGUGAGAUGGGUCCAACUUUGUUUACAAAGUAUGAACUUCCCUGCUUGCGAGAAAUAGCUUACAGGGUUAAAGACAAGCUCACAACUCUUGGAAUAACCCCUGUUCCCAUGGUGGUGUUUGCUAAAGAUGCACAUUUUGCCAUAGAACAGCUGUCGUCAAUUGGUUUUGAUGUCGUCAGCCUGGAUUGGACAAUGCAGCCAACACACUGCAGGCGGUUAGCUGGCUCUUCUGUAACUUUACAAGGCAACUUGGAUCCAGUCAUAUUGUUCACAAAAGAGGACGAGAUUCGUAAAGAGGUGAAGGAGAUGCUUCAGAAGUUCGGCACUCAGCGCUACAUCGCCAACUUAGGACACGGUGUGAUGAAGGAGACCAACCCGGACACAGUCGGGAUCUUCGUUGACGCCGUGCACUCGCUGUCGGAGGAAAUCAACAAGCAGUCUUGAUGUAUGCUGAUACUUCUGAAAGAUUAUAUUUUGUUUUUCUAUUUGGGAAAUGGCUGUCUUUUGAUGCAGAGUUUUGAUGUGUAUUCAUAGAUCUUAUACAUUUCUUAUUUUGAAAAUGGCUAUCUUUUCAUACAGGCAUUUAUUUUUAGCUUAUUUUUAAAAAGAUAACUUUAUAAAAAUCCAUUUUAUAUAUUAAAUAUGUUGUGGAUAUUUUAUGUAAUGGCAAUAACAAAUUGUUUUUUGUGUACGUUUGUUGCUCGAUAUACUGUAGAUGCUGAAAUUAAUGCGAUCCUGAAAUUAAUGUGAUCGUGAAAUUAAUGCGAUAAAAUAAGAGCAAAUGUUAUUCACAUUAGCAUUGACAUAUUUAUUUCUAACUUUCUUCGGUCAUGGGUCAAUCAAAGAACAUAAACAGAAAUUAAAAUAUUAGACUAAGUGUAUUUUAUAAAACACAAUUCAAAUGGUGGGUAUGUAAUAAAGUCUUAAUUACUCUCUUGCAAACUGACAUAAUCCACCACAUGUGAAUGAGUUUCAGUACUCUAAUCUGUUUCACUUUUUAUUGUUUACCUUGCUUGCAGAAUUCACUGCAUACGACUGUGAAUUAUUCUUUCAUUUAGUACAUUAAAAUCUCUGUUGAUGGGCACACCACGAUGACGGUGUUGUUUUAAGUGAGUUGAUUUCAUAGAAGACACUUGUGCCUUGGAUUCAACUAAAAGGUAUGCAAAUGUAUGUUCUUACAAAAGUAAUAUUUCAAGGGAAGACACUCGUAUUGAUUUCUUGUUACAUUAUAGUCUGACCCUUGUUGCCUGCUUUAGUUUAAGGAUGUGUUAAUUUUUUUAUUUACAGUAUUUUUUUAAUUGCUUGUUUUCAUAUGGUAGUUGUAUGCUUCUUUGAGCAUUUGUUGUUACCCAUUCCUAAAAACAAAACCAGUUGGUAAAAGUAAAACCUAAAAUUUCCAGACAAAAUCAGUGUACCAGUCCAUUUAAUAUAUGUUGAACAAAAUGAUUUAGUGUCAAACUCCACAUAAUAACACACAAAAUAACUUUUUUUGUUUUUGUGUGGGGGGUAUGUUGUAUAUUAUUCUCUUCAAUUGAUAUAGUAAAGCACAGUAUUAAGGCUCAAAACUCAUUGGUUCUGGGUCUCAGUUUGUGUCUGGUGAGUAUGGUAUCCGUUGAAAAAGAAACACACUGAAUCAAAUGUGACAGGACACACUGCUUCUGUGCUGGUACAGACUACAGAUCUGGCAGUAGAUGAUAUACAACAUGCACUAUGCUUAUUUUUACAGUGACUCGGACUCAGACCAAACUUCUGAAUGGUUUGGGUCUCACACACUUCAUAUAGUAUUCAUGGAAUCUCCACAGAAUAAAACAUCAUUGUUUAUUUAAGAUGCACCUAGGUGCAUUGUUUAAAAUUCAUGUACUUAACUGCAGAGUUAGAAGAUUGAUUUAGGUGAUUGGUUACCUUGUGGUCUUGCAGAUGAUCGAAUAAUCUGUCUACUGGAGUCAAAGUCAGGAUAUCAAUUAGUUUUUUUUUUUAUAAGAUGCCUCAUUUCAAAAUCCAGAAUAAUCGUAAAUUUAACAAACCUACAGAUGAAUAAGCUGUGUUGUUCACCUUGUAUAACAACCAUCUGUCAAUAAUGGGCACCAUAUGUCCUAAUCCCAUACAAAUGCACAUAUACAUUUUUGGAUUUUUUUUAAUGUAGCCUGUAAUAGAAAUAUUAAUCAGAUGAAUCAAGUGUAAUUGCUGUAACUGAUUCUUUUCUCCUUCUUUUUUGUGUGGUUCUAAUAUAAUUUGAUCUGACUUGUAGUAUUUAUUUGUUUAUCUUUAAUAGCAGUUAGAGAGAGAUGUCAAUAGUUCUUGUUUUCAGAAUAAAAUAUACCUGUGAUGUACAUGUUAUUCAUGAGAUAAAUAUAGACAUGGUCACAGCAUCAUGCAUCAGUUUAAUAUCUAGUCGUGCAAUUGAUAAUCUAAACUGUAAAUUUUCUGUUUGAUCUAAUAGUGUGUGUUUACUGAGCAAUAUAAAUCAACAUGUGAUGUGAUAAUGAUAUGAUGUUUUUACAGUGACAGCGUGCAAACUGUCACAAAUUUAUAUAGUUAGUUUUCUGUGCCAUUUAGUUUCUGCAUUCUCAUAUUAAGUAUUUGCAUUUAUUUCGGGCCUUUGAAAAUUACGAGAAUAAUCGUUUUGUUUAUGUGUCAUUUACGGACAUCUUAUUUUGCACAAACAAUUUUCAUUCUCAAAUUAAAUUUACAUGAACAUGAUGGGUUUUGCAAAAAGGAAUUUAGUUACCUGAAUGUAUUUUUGUGCAACCCAUCAAUGGGUUAGACAAAUUUUCAAUUUCCAGAGCCCUGAAUUAGGUAUCAAAGCUUUUAUUAUAUAAAUCAUGUUUAGGUGAACUGCAGUCACUUCAUUACUAGUGUAUUUAUACAUGUGAAUAUGAAUCUCAAUGUCAGUUCAUGGUAAAAACCAGGCUAGUUCAAGGUGAGCAAAAACUUUUAUCAAAUUAUUUAUAAAAAUUCAAAACCCACAGAUUUUUAACAUAAAAUUUACUACGAUAAUUUUGUUCAACAGUUUGGUACUUAUGCAUUGUUUAUGGAUCCCCCAAGCUAAAUUUUGCGAUGUAACAGUUAUGUAUUUUAUUUUCGAUUAAAAUAUCUCCUGCUACUUACACUGACAAGUAAUGCAUUCAUAAAAAUAUCUUCUGCUACUUACACUGACAAGUAAUGCAUUCAUUAAAAUAUCUCCUGCUACUUACACUGACAAGUAAUGCAUUCAUAAAAAUGCAGUGUUUGAUUUCUCUUUGAAUGUUUUCUUUUAUUCAAGCAUAUUUACCAAAUUGCUAAACUUUUUGUCUUAGUAUAUCUAUGAUGAAAAAAAUAUAUACGGUAGUCAUUUUAAAAUAAAAUUCACCUUUUUGCUUUUUGUUUAGUAAAAACAGUGUGAUCUAUCACCAGUCCAAAAUGGAUUCAUGUCACACUAACAUUUCGUUGAUCUGACUUUACAAUUUUAACAACAUGAAUGUAAUAUCUAGUAAGAGAAGUAUAAAUAAUGAAUGUGCAUCUGUCUACAGUACUCGCCUCAAAGUAGCAGCUUAACUUCACAUUGUUAUUGUAUUUUAACAUCUCAUCAUUUAUUUACAUUAUAGGGUCAAAGGUCAACAUUCCUUUGCUGAUCAUGCUUAAGGCAAAAGGAUUUGCAUAGAAUUAAAAAAAAAAAAAGGUCCAUGUAUACAUUUAUUUAGUCAUCAUCUUACCAAUAUACUGGUACAUAUAAUAAUUGCAGAAUAAAAAUAUAUAUGCUGUUUUGCAGACAAUUAUGGAUCUCUUUGAUAUUUAACUGUUUAUUUUAUGGUUCUUCAUUACUAUUCAUAAAAAUGUCUAAUUAUAGCAUAUAUUAUAUUGUUUGAAUUAAUUUUCCACAUGCUUAAAUCCUAAAAGCCAUCAAAUUAUAACCAUCAUAUUAUAUUAUAUUAUAAUGAUGUCUUUGUGUACUUACAUGUGUCUUACUUCAUGCAUUUAAAACAGUACUGGUUCAUGUGCAGCAUUCAGUUGUAUGUAUUUUUAUGGGGUAUUAGUGAAUGCCUUUAAAGUGUUGUUGCAUAUUAUGCAAAAUUAUAUAAUACUGGUAAUUUAGAAGGUAGUUUCAUUUGUAUCCUUAGAGCUCUUUGUUCGACACCUAAUACAGUGAAACCUCUCAAAACCGGACCCUCUAUAAACAGGAAUUCCUUCAAAACCGGACCCUCUAUAAACAGGAAUUCCAUCAAAACUGCACUUUUUUUGCGGCCCCUUUUAAAUAUCUGUACAGAAGAGAACCUCUCUUGUACUUGUCAUGAGGAUGUCCAGUUUAGAGGAGUUAAACUGUAGAUACACUGGCUCUUUUUUAUAUGUGUUUUUUUUUUUUUUUUUUACAUUCAUUCUUUAAAUCUGAACAACAAAUCUGUUACCAUAAUAAAAAUGUGUAUCACUGCAAAAAACAGAUUCAAAGGGACAUCAUCCAAUAAUGAGCUCUCUCUUGUGCUAAUGUUGAUUUAGUAAACUAGUCUGGGAGUGGCAGUCCUCUUGAGCAAUACAAGAAGGAUGUAUUGUCCAGUAUAGGAUCUCCUCGGAAGUAGCACUAGAUGGAGAUUCAUGGAAUCGAGCAUUUCACCAAAUAUCCAUUUCAUUGCAUUGUGCUGAAAUACAGUCUUGAUUGCAGAUAGUUUCAGCCAGUGCACCACGACUGGUGUAUCGAAGGCUGUCCUGUCUGUUGGAUGGUGCAUAUAAAAGAUCCCUUGCUACUAAUGGAAAAAUGUAGCAGGUUUCCUCUCUAUGACUGUCAAAAUGA
Messenger RNA from Gigantopelta aegis, 5443 nucleotides. RefSeq names its product uroporphyrinogen decarboxylase-like. The record is from RefSeq and is a predicted model, not a curated record. Gene Ontology annotation, molecular function: uroporphyrinogen decarboxylase activity. Gene Ontology annotation, biological process: heme biosynthetic process. The transcript has 10 exons. Lineage: Eukaryota; Metazoa; Mollusca; Gastropoda; Neomphalida; Peltospiridae. Bases 13 to 1125 code for a protein of 370 amino acids. Gene Ontology annotation, cellular component: cytosol.